AUGUCUUCGAACGCACCGUCUAGUACCCAUACCGAAGAACACCAUCGGUCUCCUCUCGAAUUUGUCCUUGAGCGAGUUGCUAUCCUUGAGAAACAACUUGACGCCGAACGAAUCGCAAACCUUGAAAGACAACUCGAGACCACACGACAAGCCAACUCCCAUUCAACUGCGAGACGCCACCUCCGAGAAUCUGAAGAAAGAGAUAGCGACAUAAAACUGGAUGUUGUCUCAGUGAAACUUAACCCAACCUCAAGCCUUCAAUUACGCCAACGCUGGCUCUCCGAACUGGAAGAAAUUUUUGAAGCGUCUCCCCGCCGAUGGCCCAUCCCGGAUGAUGGAAGCUGGGUCAAGGGACGCCUUGGACGCCACUCUAUUAAAUCCGUUCGCUGCCCGGAUUGA
Penicillium bovifimosum is the source of this 399-nucleotide messenger RNA. RefSeq lists its product as uncharacterized. Bases 1 to 399 code for a protein of 132 amino acids. NCBI's taxonomy places the organism in Eukaryota, Fungi, Ascomycota, Eurotiomycetes, Eurotiales, Aspergillaceae. The transcript has a single exon. The record is from RefSeq and is a predicted model, not a curated record.